Messenger RNA from Daphnia pulicaria, 4696 nucleotides. RefSeq lists its product as uncharacterized. Bases 1622 to 2599 code for a protein of 325 amino acids. The transcript is spliced from 12 exons. NCBI's taxonomy places the organism in Eukaryota, Metazoa, Arthropoda, Branchiopoda, Diplostraca, Daphniidae. The record is from RefSeq and is a predicted model, not a curated record.
UCUAGGUGGAAAUCAACAUGAAUCUCAGUUCCUCCAUAUCAGGCAACAAAAUAUCACUGCUGAAGGAAAAUGCUGACCAGCAAGAACAACGUCGACAUAGUGAUAUAAAAGUGCUGGAUCAUCGUCGACAUGCAACCCCCGAAGUUUCGCCAAUUUGUUCGACGGAGAGAAAAUUUUCGCUGGUAACUUCGAGACGUUAUAAGUAGAACUGCUGAUUCGCAUAUCCAGUGAAAUUCAAAAACAAGCAAACAAUAAUUGAACUAUGGAAUCUUUGGUUUACGACCGCAGUGACGCCCAUCUUUUAUAUCAAAGAAACUGGGUGGUGAUAAAGAGACUAUGGCCGUGGAGGACCAUAGCACGUAUUAUAGGUAUUACGUACUCGAGCUCCCAUCAAAUUGAACUAGUGCUUGGGGGUUCCAACCAAGACGGAAUUGAAAAAGCCCCUUUGAAAAGAGCAACGCAAUUUGAGGCAGGUGGCUGCUGCUGAUAAAUAAACGAUCGUAAGGCAACAACAAAUCCUUUCUGAGUAUCCGGACCUUUAGGAAGAAGUUGUUAGAAAGGCCUAUCAGACGGUGGUCAAAGUUGAGAAAGAACAAAUUAGUCGUUUAGUACAUUUGGUGCAGUUGCACUCACAAUUGCCAGGCUGCGAUUUCCAUGCAUCUUAUUUGGGUUGGGACUUCCCAAACGCCGUGGAUACGAGCAGUCGAGCAGUCAGUCAAAGUGACUCACCUACUUCCCCCAGCCGUAUCCUCUCCAUAUUGCUAGCACCCAACCAGUUGUUUUCUCUUCUAUUUGGUACGUGAAGAGCAAAAGAAGAAAAGCAUGAAAGAUAAAAAGGAUAAAUAGCUGAAAGAGGAAAUGCACCGUCUAUGAUACCAGAGGCCUAUUAGCAGCAGUAGUUCUCUAUGUAGGUUAUAAAUUUCGUCUUUACGGGAAAUGGAAUUGGCUCAGUUACUCAGAACUCGCUUGUUGCAACGUCGAGAUGACAGACAAUGCGGAUUAAAAGCUGGGUCCUGAUCGAAUCGUCACACUUUAGAAGGCCUUCCAUCUCGGUGUGCUCUAAAUAGUGAUGCAACAGGCGUGAAAACAGACCAUUAAACCCCCAGAAGGUGAAAUCUUGCAAAAGAAAGAAGAAGAAAUGAAGCUGGAAGCUGCAUUCAGUAAACCUGUUGAAUAACGGAUUUCGGCACAAAGAUUUUGCUGCCAAAACGGGCAAAUGACAAAAUAUGGUUUCAAGCUAGAAAAUUAACGGGCCCAUUAGUUGAUGUCAAAGUAUAUAACGCAAAUAAAGACCACCUGCGUCCGACCAAAUCUUAAAUUUGAGCACCCCAGCCCGACGUCGUUCAAGAUAUCCAUCGCAAGUUCGCAACCCUAAAAAUAAUUCGUCGGCUUGUAUCUACCCAAUGGCCAGAUCUUUGCAAGUUAAAAAACCUAGUUUUAGCAAAAGAAAUUCAACACAUCUCCCGACAUCAUCAGACGAGUUCCCGAUUCCGUCAUCACAAGUCGAUUGACGGGUUAUUUGCUGCGGUUGCUUAGAUGCGUGUGAUUGAAGAAUAUACAAGGAGCUCCCUAACCGGAUAGCCGGCUUAUAUAGCUGCAGGGUGAAACAAAAAUCAAACAAAUGCAGCGAUCGUAUAAGAACGAUAGAAAAGGUUUACGAGAUGUUCAGUCUCAUAGUUCAUUUGUGUCGGGAAACAACAUCACGGAGAAACGCCUCUGGCAAUGGUUUUGUUUUAUUGAAUCAGCCAAUAAUUUUGCGCUCUUUUUCUUCAUUUCCAAUUUUAUCGGGAUGACCGUUCCAGUUUAUUUUGUAACGGCACUGCUUUUGACGUCAUGGAUCUUUCUUGUCAUGCCGACUCAAGCUGCCCCUAAUUAUUUACGGAGCCCUCAGCAAUUGAAGUUUCCCGCUGUACCUAAAGGACUUCUUGAAGGUAGCGAGAAUACAGAUGAACGUGUCGAAAAAACGUCCGCUUCCAGUAAAUCAACUGAAGGCGCCAAAUUCAAAGGAAAAGCGUCGCGACUUACUGAAUCGGUUAUCGGCAUUGGCAUGGAUAGGCUUGUCGAUGUAAUGACAGGGGUCUCCAAUGUUUUAAACUCCAGAUCUAAUAUAGAUCCCGUUGACCAUUUCAUGUCAGUUUUUAACUCACUCUUCCACUCAAAAGGAGGAUAUAAUGUAUAUCAAUAUUACUACAUUGUUUCGAGAGUGGUUAUGUUCGAUAUAUGGGCAAUGAUAUUUCGAAUCUGGGAAGAUCGAUUGAAAAACAGGCAAGUUAACGUCGAGGCCCUACGAGCUCAACAAGAAUCCGAUAGUCCAAUUGAAGAGACGUUGGAAGCUCUGAGUGAAGUCAAUGCUAAGCUGACCCUGGUUAAAGACAGUCUGAAUCGUUUAGUACGUCGUAAAGACAUUCGAAGAAUGGGACUUGCCGCACUGAAACAAGGUUUUGAAAAGAAAACCAUUUACUUACACUCGGGACCUGAUGGGAUGGACGAUGACAGUGAUGAAGAGGAAGAAGAUGAAGACGAGGAACUGGUGGAUGAAGAUGAAACGGAAUACGCGAAUCCCUCACAGGGACAUACUGUUAAUCUCGACAAGACAUGAAUCCUAGUAUUUUAGUCAAUCAGUCAGAAAUUUGGUGAAAGUGAUAUUCCCGAUCAAACAAACUUUUUUUUUUACUACUUACUGCCUUGUGGUUUUGUAAUGAUUUCUUCUUUUUAUAGUAAAACCGCAAAUUAUCUAACGCUAAAUGUUCUUAAAUGCUGUGUUUUCUUUUAUUGAUGUAAAAUUACUAAAAACGCGAAAUAUUUCAUUUAUUUAAGUGUACCAACGACCCACAUUGUCAAUAAGUGAUAACUGUAGACUAUUACAAAUGAUUAUUAAUAUGAAAACGUUGCGACUAGCCGAUACUAAGCCAUUACCUUGACCACAGGGCAUUAACGCCACCCCUGAGGUUCUGCAAAACCUAGUUUCCCGUUUCCCUUAGGGGUUCUAUACAGGUUUUGUUGUAUACGUGAGAAAGACGGAUGAAAGCUCGUUUAUUCCCGACAGAUUGAUGUAAAGCAGUAAAUUUAAACUGCGCGCUUUAAAAAAAUUAUUCGUAAGAUUGGAGAUGAGUAAUUUUCAUAACAUUGCAUAGAUGGCAGCAUUUUCAAAACACUGAACGUGGUCUGCGCGCAAUUCUUCUCAAGCUCAACCAUUGGUUCAUCACAUGUUGCUCAAUGUUUCCACUAUGGAGAUUGUCAAUACGAAUGAAAAGAAAGUUGUAAAUCCUAUGAUUCUAGGCUGCUACAGGCCUAUACCAUCUAGAUUGGAAAAUCAAUCUCAUUCCCUUCAUACCAGCAUGUAAUAAGAAUUCAUAAAUAUAUUUUCUAAGUAUAGUUUUAACAGUGUAACAUAUAGAUGUAGAUCAAAGCAAGAUUCUGUUUUGGGAUUAAGAAAGUGAAUCUAAUAGUGGUGAAAGUGUUCUAACUAUUCCAGUUGGAUUUGAUUUGAAUCUCAGCGUGGAAGAGAAUGAAAAUAAUGUUGAAACAUCCGGUAGGGAGUUGUGCCACCUAAUAUCAAAUCAAAAAUGCUUCUGGAUUUGGGUGUCCUUGACUUGGCACUCUUGAGGACUUAAUCAUCUCUGUUCCAGAAGAAGAAUGCAUACCAAUGGGGGUUGUGCAUAAAAUAAUUGACCCUUUGGUGAUUGUUUCAGCCAAGAAAGGGUGUCCAGCAAUAGAUUUAGAUUCUAAGAUCAUGGCAAAACAUUUUUGGGGCAGGUCUUCGAUGUAUUUGACAGUCAGGUCAGGAAACUGAUUUGUACAUGGUUAGAUUUAAUUCUUUGCAGCAUGCACAUUACUGAACAAGGCAUUCAGGUUGGAAUGGAAUAUGAAAGUAUAUUUUGCCUCGCAGACUCGUCAUACUGCCUUCGUGGAAGGAAGCGACGCUUCAUGGGAUAAUGAUCAAGAGCCACAGGAGGGGUGUUUGGACUAUUCAGACGAUGAACAAGAGCCUCGAGCCAAAGCCGCACAUCGAUUGAAAAAGAAUCUUCGCGGUGAUGCUGAGGAGUGAGGAUGCCUCUGUGAAUCCAUGCAAGAAAGGCAGACAAAAUUCCGUCGCUCGAGGGGUCAAGGGUUACCGGGUUACCCAGCACAUAACCCUCAUCAUAAUUCCAGUUAUUUAAGUGUAGCCCCUAAUGUAAAUCCAAUUGCCGUCGAUAUUUCGACCAUGGAAAAUUUGGCAAUUCACUCGCCAUCUGUUUAACCACAAGCAAUGCCGAUCACUCAAAAUCUUCCUCUCUCCUUGCCUUCUGGUGCAGCAGAAAAUCACAAGGCUCAACCGAAUGAUUAAGAUUCGCUUCUCCAUUACCUCAACCUAAGGAGUAAGGCUGUUGGUUGCUGUGAUUUCCAUUUUUGCGGUUUUUUAUCAUGAAAACUUCAGUGUGCUUCUUAGUAUAGAUCAUGUAAUAGAUCCUCAAGUCAAUGCUGACCUUUGUCCACGAAGGAAGAGGUACAUCCAGCAACGUUCUGCCCCUACCUUAUCUUCCCGACGUACGCUCAUCUAGCUUUUGCUGCUACAACUUGUCUUACUUCACCGACGAGUUGGAACACUUCAGUGGUCGCUACCUCCUUUGCUGUUACACACCUGCAGUUACUCACCACGGGAUUAUGCCCAGGUUAUGCAGAGGAAACGUCGAGAUGAUGGACACCAAAACGUCGC